This is a messenger RNA of Diachasma alloeum, 1058 nucleotides long. Its product is annotated as carbonic anhydrase 1. The record is from RefSeq and is a predicted model, not a curated record. Gene Ontology annotation, cellular component: cytoplasm. Gene Ontology annotation, molecular function: carbonate dehydratase activity; zinc ion binding. NCBI's taxonomy places the organism in Eukaryota, Metazoa, Arthropoda, Insecta, Hymenoptera, Braconidae. The transcript is spliced from 6 exons. Bases 67 to 903 code for a protein of 278 amino acids.
GCGAGUCAGUGGGAACAUUUACUUGAAUUGUGAGGUUCUUCGGAGUUCGGGAAAAUUGGAAACGUGAUGAUGACUGCACUGAAAAUAUUUUCUCUUCUUCUACUUUUUGGAAUAACAAAAUCUCAAGAUUUUUCGUACCGGAAUCCUGCGACAUGGGGACGGCAGUAUCCAAUGUGCAAUGGUAAUAAUCAAUCGCCUGUUGAUAUUCCAUGGAGGUACGGGGAGUCUGUGAUUGUGCGGCCCGGAGAGCUCAGAUGGAAUAACUAUAGGAAUGUUCCGAAUUCUAUGAGAAUAACAAACACUGGACAUACAAUUGAAAUACGUCCUACGUGGACAAAUAAUGCCUAUAGACCAUACUUGAGUGGAGGACCUUUGCGCGGGCAAUAUGUCAUCGAACAAUUUCAUUUUCACUGGGGUCAGAGUAACAACGUCGGAAGUGAGCAUACAUUCAGAGGCAGACGAGCUGCAAUGGAGCUCCAUAUAGUUCAUUGGAAACGCGAAUAUGGGUCGUUUGCAGCAGCUUCGAGGCGAGCAGAUGGACUUGCUGUGAUUGCAGCUCUUUAUCAGCCUCGUACCGGUAGAUCAUCAUACGGAGUACAGCAAAUUUGGAGACAGCUUCAAAAUCUCCGACAGGAGAAUGCCGCAGUGCAAGUGAGACCAUUCCCCCUAUCCUAUUUAGGAGUUGCGAUUUCCAGGAAUAGGUACGCAAGCUAUUUCGGAUCGUUAACUACUCCUGGAUGUAAUGAGGCAGUCACGUGGUUUGUGGCACUGGAUGCGUUCUCCAUAACUAACAAUGAGCUGCAGAACAUCCGACAAGUCAGGCUACGUCACGGCAGUCGCCAAAAUUACCGACCUCUGCAACGACUGAAUAAUAGACGAUUCACCUAUUACCGUUCAAACUGAAGUUUCAGUGGCUGCUGAAAAAUUGUAAUGCGGAUGGAUUUCCCAAGGAAGGGUUCAUCUCAAAAUUGGGCAGAAAAUUCAUGCCUUCCAUUUGUAAUAUGCUCCCAAUAUCAAAUGACUCGCAUUUUUUAAUUGGAAAAUUCGUCAUGCGGGAA